This is a messenger RNA of Hyposmocoma kahamanoa, 3210 nucleotides long. Its product is annotated as integrin alpha-PS3-like. Bases 218 to 3151 code for a protein of 977 amino acids. Gene Ontology annotation, cellular component: integrin complex; external side of plasma membrane. Gene Ontology annotation, molecular function: integrin binding. The record is from RefSeq and is a predicted model, not a curated record. Gene Ontology annotation, biological process: cell-matrix adhesion; cell-cell adhesion; integrin-mediated signaling pathway. The transcript has 20 exons. Lineage: Eukaryota; Metazoa; Arthropoda; Insecta; Lepidoptera; Cosmopterigidae.
AUUCAAGGGAAUAAAAACAACCUACCUACCUUCAGAUUUUUUUUGUACGUAAUUAAAUUUUGUUGUCACCAAUUUGGGCUACGUUUUUACGAAAAAAUGUACUAAUUUGAACAAAAAUAUUGGUACAAGUAUUUAUUGUGUACUUAUUUACGAUUUAAAAGACAAAAUGUAAUAAUAAAUGACAGUUUUAUAAACAAAGUGACAACAAAAAACAAAAAUGCACAAAACACUAUUUAUUCUUAUUUUUGUGACGUUCAAUUUAAAAUGCAGUGAAGCAAGUGAUAUUUUUCAUAUAAACAGCAAUAUUACUUUUUAUCCGGAUAGUGUUUCUGAUUAUUUCGGAUAUGCCGUCGUCUUGAGCGAUGCUGGCCUCAUAGUCGGAGCUCCGAAGGCAAAGAGUCGUAUCUCGAACACCACUGCACCUGGCGCAGUAUUCACGUGUGAACUAACAGAUCUAGCAGCAAGUAAUGUCACUUGUUACUCUAUGGGGAUUGAGAGAGAGUUCUCUUCAGGUCGAGCCGGAUCAAAAAGGCGAAUUAUAACUGUUGAAGACUUCUUCCAAAAUGACAUGUGGUUCGGGGCCACGAUCGCUGUUGUGCCUAAGGACAAAUUACUGGUUUGUGCACCCCGUUGGACCUAUCCAUUCCAAGACAAGAAGUAUCUGCAUUAUCUUGGCUAUGGUGCGUGCUACAUAGAAGGAAAAAGCGUCGGGAAAACCUUGACGCCUCUGACAGAUAGAAGUCGCCUAGCAUUGCGAACAGACGGCGUACGUAAAGAAUACGGCGAGUAUCAACAACACCUGAAUUACUUCGCCUACGGUCAGGCUGGGAUGUCGGUCAAAGUGACGCAGGAUAACAGUAUUAUUAUUGGUGCUCCAGGAUUACUGCAGUGGACAGGAGGCAUCAUCGAGUACAGAUUCAUCACGGAUCCUAGGAGUAUAUUUUUCGAUCAAGUCCCCGUUGCUAAUCCUUAUUACACCUUAGAUUUGGGACCUGAUGACUAUUUUGGAUACAGCGUGGAAUCAGGGGUAUUCCAAUUAAACGGAAGCACACUUUAUGUUGCUGCUGCACCCAGAUCGAAGAAGGGUUACGGACAGGUCCUCGUAUUUGACCCACCCACCAUCGAAACGGCACCACUAAACGUCCGUGCAAGAGUGCAAGGUUCCCAACUAGGGUCCUAUUUUGGAGCCAGUCUCUGUUGCCUGGACAUCAACAAUGAUGGACGAUCAGAUCUUCUUGUUGGAGCUCCUAAUUUUGUAAAAAAAGAUGGCGAUCUGCCUUACGAUCAGGGUGCUGUUUUCGUUUACUUGGCUGAAGAAAAGGACAAAAAACUGGUUUUAAAAGACACUGGCUAUGUGUCAGGGUCUGGUGUAAGCGGAUCGCGAUUUGGUAAUACCAUUGCUGUUCUGGGUGACAUCGAUGGCGACGGUUUUAAAGACGUAGCAAUUGGAGCGCCCUGGGAAAACGAAGGCAAAGGAGCAGUAUACAUUUACAAAGGCAGUGCUAAAGGAUUAAAACAACAAUAUGUUCAGAAAAUUGAGGCUGAAGGAGCUCGCGGUUUCGGCAUUUCUGUUUCGAAGGGGUUUGAUGUUGAUCACAACAAUUGUAACGACUUAGCAAUAGGAGCCCAUAUCAGUUCAACAGUGUACUUCUACCGCUGUAUACCGACAAUCCAAGUACAUACAGAUAUAAGAGUGCCGGACGCCAUGAAUCUUCCGCAGAAUACCACGAAGUUCUCUGCCAUAUUUUGCGUCACUGCUCCUGUAGCACCUUUGUGGCCAGGAGUUCACUUUUUUCUCGAUGCCGCUGUAACAAUAGAUCAAGAAGACAAAAGAGCAUCAAUUGCUGGUGAUCCAAAUUACUCAGUGACUGUGAGCCCAGGAACGGACAGCUGUAAUGAACACCAAGUUGAAGUCAAACCAACCGCAGACUUGUCCAAACCAAUAUCAAUGAAGUUUGAAGUGAAACCUGCAAGACCAUUUAUAGAUGUCACUAAAGUCUUUAUGCCCGGGGCUGCAAGGUUAUCAGAAGACUCCACAUUACAAUCGUCGUUCCUCAUUCAGCUAGUUCGAGAUUGCGGUGACGACCUCAUUUGUACACCUUGGCUAGUUAUGACUAUGGAGGCCUUCGAAGGCGUCUACGUUCCAGGUACAAAUAAUCGUCUAGGCGUCAAAAUCACAGUUACUAACCAGAAAGAACCGGCGUACGGUGCCAAAGUAGAUAUCAAACUUCCGUUACCACCAAAAAGAGUCGGAAGUCUUUGUAAUUUAAAAGAUUUAUUGAUGACAUGUGACGUCCCAGCGCCUCUAGGCAGAGGAGAGUCCAUAGAUUGGAAUAUUGAACUAGAGGACCUGAAAGAGACUGAAAAGAAGGUACUUAAACUUGAAGCUGAAUUGAAAGAUUCUCUUUACAGAACUAACGUUAGUGAUGGAAAAAUUGUUGAGACGUUUAUAAAUAUCGUACCAAAAGCCAACUUUAGUCUUGCUGGGAAAGCGUUGCCGAACAUUUCUAUAUCUGUUACGAGAGAAAAAUUCUACAGUAACAAAAACCUUACAUUUGCGCAUUAUUACGAGAUUUCAAGCAGUGGACCUUCUGACUGGAAAAGAUUAAACUUUAGCAUUGAAUUAUCUGAAAAUGUGUCCUUGACAAAUAUAGUCAAAGAUUGUAAGCAAGAGAAGAAUAUUCUCAACUGCACUUGGUUUAUGCCGGCUUACGUUACACGUGCUUUACUAUUAGCGUUGAAGUUGGAUUUGGAUAAGCACGGUCGUUUAUUAGAAGAACUAGGAAAAUUCAACGCGACAACGAUUUUAAAGUCAACAAGAGAUCGUCAAACCGUCUCCGUAACGACUGUUCUUAUUCUGGACCCAGCCACUCCUAUUUGGCCUAUUAUAGUAGGGAUUAUUGCUGGAGUUUUGUUUCUGGCUGUUAUUGUUUAUGCACUUUAUAAGAGAGAUUUCUUUUCAAGAACAAAAAGAAAUGAACUGAAGCGUCUGCAAGAAGAAAAGCCUCCUGAGGAAGCCAGUACAUCCAGCCGCCAACUCAGAUUGGAGAUAAGUGAAGAAUGUGCAGUCCACGAGUCUACCGACCGGCUUCUAAUUGACACUGAUGACUCUAGUAGAGAGCUGAUAUUAGCUGAACUGGAUUCUGACUAACUAGACACAAUAGAAUUAUUCAAAAUUAUACUAUUUAUAUUGUUACUAGGAAAUUAACU